Papilio machaon (common yellow swallowtail) is the source of this 1766-nucleotide messenger RNA. RefSeq names its product large neutral amino acids transporter small subunit 2 (gene JhI-21). Bases 264 to 1700 code for a protein of 478 amino acids. The transcript has 7 exons. The record is from RefSeq and is a predicted model, not a curated record. Gene Ontology annotation, biological process: amino acid transmembrane transport. Gene Ontology annotation, cellular component: membrane. Gene Ontology annotation, molecular function: L-amino acid transmembrane transporter activity. NCBI's taxonomy places the organism in Eukaryota, Metazoa, Arthropoda, Insecta, Lepidoptera, Papilionidae.
GGUCGUCCCUCGGUUCGUUUGUAUGACCUGCGACGAGCGCUCGCGUGUUUCACAGUUUGACGUGAACUUGGUUACUGUUUUACCUUUACAACCACUGUUAAAUAUAAAAAUGUUCACCCAAAGUGUGUUAGUUAAAUAGAAAAUAUCAUAGUGGUCGGUGCAAGUCAAGCACGGCAGUCACGUUACUUGGUAGUAAAACACAUUUCUCGUAAAAUCCACGUGCGUUGUGUUUACCGGUGUUUUGCUGAUUGAUUUUUUACGUUAUGGGUGAAGAAAUACCAAACGGGGACACGAAAGUAGUAUUAAAGCGAAAAAUUACCCUAUUCAAUGGUGUCGGCAUUAUAAUUGGGACAAUUAUCGGCUCUGGAAUUUUUAUAUCGCCGACUGGAGUGUUCAUAUACACAGAAUCGGUAGCAGCAUCAUUGAUAAUAUGGCUAGCCUGUGGUCUACUAUCGACGUUAGGAGCUCUGUGUUACGCCGAACUUGGGACUUCAAUCACGAGGUCUGGUGGUGACUAUGCUUACAUUUACACAGCAUUCGGUCCUCUGCCGGCGUUCCUGAGGAUCUGGAUAGCACUACUUAUCAUCAGACCAACGACACAGGCGAUAGUGGCACUGACCUUCGGACAUUAUGUGGUGAAGCCCUUUUUCCCAGAAUGCGAUCCGCCACAAGAUGCCGUUAAGCUGCUUGCUGCUGUUUGUUUGUGUGUCCUGACUGCGAUCAACUGCAUCAGCGUGAGGUGGACUAUGCGCAUCCAGGAUGUGUUCACCUCUUCUAAGCUGUUAGCUUUAGUCAUCAUCAUCAUUGCCGGCUUGUACUAUAUUUUCAUCGGUCACACAGAAAACUUCCAAAAGCCAUUCGAAGGUAAAUACGAUGCAGGAAGUAUUGCGCUGGCAUUUUACUCCGGUCUCUUCGCAUUCGGCGGUUGGAAUUACCUUAAUUUUGUUACUGAAGAACUGCAGGAUCCUUACAAAAAUCUGCCGCGUGCGAUUUGGAUUGCAAUGCCGAUGGUGACUAUCAUCUAUGUUAUGGCGAAUCUCGCGUACUUCGCAGUCGUAUCUAAGAUGGAGAUGAUGUCUAAUCCCGCAGUUGCCGCUGUGUUCGGCGACCGUUUAUUCGGGAGCUGGAGCUGGGUGAUCCCAGUGUUUGUGGCUCUGUCCACCUUUGGAGGGGUGAACGGUGUGCUCUUUACCUCCGCCAGACUGUUCGCGACAGGCGCACAGGAAGGACACAUGCCUGCUUUCUUCUCCUUGUUUCAUAUAGAAAGACAGACGCCGAUACCCUCCUUGUUCUUCACAUGUGUAAUCUCUCUUCUGAUGCUGACAACAAGCAACGUGUUCGAUUUAAUAAAUUACUUCUCUCAAACUCUAUGGUUGUCUGUCGGAGUGUCUGUUGUUGGAAUGCUUUGGUUAAGACGAGCGAAGCCGAAUAUACCACGACCGAUUAAAGUCAACAUCAUCAUACCCUAUGUUUUUCUUAUAGCUAUUGGAUGUCUCGUUAUAAUUCCUGCUAUAACUAAUCCUAGGGAUACAGGAAUAGGCAUAGCUAUAAUGUUAUCUGGUAUUCCUGUAUAUUAUUUGUGCGUAAAAUGGAAAAACAAACCGGAGAGUUACCAUAUUUUCUCCGGAUGUAUACUGAGAUUUAUGCAGAGGCUGUGCUCGUGCGUCUACGUGGAAGCUGCAGAAAAGAUGACCAGCUAAAUACAUUGAGUAUAAUAUGGACCAAUAAUUACUACGGACUAGAUAAAGUAUUUAUUUUUUAAAAAU